Rhododendron vialii is the source of this 915-nucleotide messenger RNA. RefSeq lists its product as uncharacterized. The record is from RefSeq and is a predicted model, not a curated record. Gene Ontology annotation, molecular function: zinc ion binding. Lineage: Eukaryota; Viridiplantae; Streptophyta; Magnoliopsida; Ericales; Ericaceae. The transcript is spliced from 2 exons. Bases 1 to 915 code for a protein of 304 amino acids.
AUGGACAACGAUCUAAAAUUGGACGAAAUUCUGGACAAUUAUAGGGACAUUGGUCUAUUCCCCGUAGCUUAUGCAAUUUGUGAUGCUGAAAAUGAAGCUAAUUGGACUUGGUUUCUUGGCCUUCUAAAGAGUACAAUGUCCACUCGUCCUAUUACCUUUAUUACUGAUCGUAAUGCAGGUCUUGUCAACAACAUUCCUGUUAUGUUCCCCGGUUGUCAUCAUGCAUACUGUCUCUAUCACAUACAGUUUAACUUGAAGGAUCACUUCCCGGGACGGUUUAGAAAAGGUUUUCGGAACAGGCUCGUUGAAUUGUUCAACAAAUGUGCAUAUGCUUCAUCGGUGUCGGUUUACAAAGCUGCUGAGGAAGAUUUUUACCAAUUUGGCAGAGAUAAAGCUAGGACCUUUAUUGCGAGUGUCCCCAAAGAGCAUUGGAGUAACGCGUAUUUCGAAGGUCAACGGUAUGGUGAGAUGAGCUCUAGUGCUGUGGAGUCGUUUAAUAAUUGGAUUCUUAAAGCUCGAGAAAUGCCUGUAUUUUAUUUAGUUGAUGAGCUUCGUCGCAAAAUUAUGAGGCAAAUGGCUGCUAGGAGAGUAAAGUCGAUGAAAUGGAAUUCAGUGAUUUGUCCGAAGAUGGAUAAGAAGUUAGCUCACUUUAUCAAGAAAGGAAGGUCGUGGAGGAUCAUUAUGUCAAAUGGUGGUUUGUACGAGGUACGCUGUCGUAUCCCAAAGGUAGUAUCUGUUGAGGAAAGGACCUGCUCUUGUGGUAAUUGGCAAUCUACCGGUUUCAUGUGUAGGCAUGCUGCAACGGUUAUUAUAAAAGCUUGUGGAGGGGAAGGAAAUUUGGUGGACCAUAUGGAUCCGUUAUACCUUGUUGAUGCGUAUCGGCGUACAUAUGAAGAAUGUUGCGGCAAGGAGUGA